Notothenia coriiceps (black rockcod) is the source of this 1506-nucleotide messenger RNA. RefSeq names its product olfactory receptor class A related 6 (gene ora6). Gene Ontology annotation, biological process: neuropeptide signaling pathway; cellular response to estradiol stimulus; cellular response to glucocorticoid stimulus. The record is from RefSeq and is a predicted model, not a curated record. The transcript is spliced from 2 exons. Bases 376 to 1059 code for a protein of 227 amino acids. NCBI's taxonomy places the organism in Eukaryota, Metazoa, Chordata, Actinopteri, Perciformes, Nototheniidae. Gene Ontology annotation, molecular function: somatostatin receptor activity; neuropeptide binding. Gene Ontology annotation, cellular component: neuron projection; plasma membrane.
GGGGUAAUUGCUUUGGCAUUUAUGAUGCCUCCUCAUUUACCUGAGCAGAGCGGUACAACACUGACUGUCAACCCUCAGUUCGAAGUGGCAUAUUUGUUUACUCCCACUAAAGUAGCCGGUUUAAGGCCCAAUAUGAGUGAAAUACAACCCCCAAGAAAUGCCUCAUGGCUCAUGUGCCCUAAAGUUUGUAACCCCUCGUGAGCGCGCGCACACCAACACAGGGGGGUUGACGUCCAGACUAAGCUUUCCCGGGUCAAAUCCUUCGAGUUCUUCCUCUUGGGACUGUCCGCUGCCAACUUGGAGGAAAUUGUCCUCGUGAACAUCUACGAUAUUAUCAUCCUCAAGACCUCCACCAUCGACAAUUGGUUGUGCGAAAUGCUCCAGUUCCUGACAAUGUUUGGAGAAAUCGCCAGCAUCUUCUUCACCGUCCUCAUCUGCAUCUUUCGUGGACAGAAGCUGAGAGACGUCGACAAGAGGGUCAACCCGAUCUACCUGGACAACACCAGGUCGGCCUGGAUGGUGAGCGGGCUUUUUGUGAUGCUCGCCACGCUGCUUUGUCUCCCAGUUUUUGCAAUCAAGCCUCAAGACCUUCAGGGAAACACAACAAUGAAUAGCAGCAGCUGCCCUCCCAACUUCUUUCAGUGUAUUGGAAACGAUUGCCCCAUACUCAACCGUGUUUACAAGUACACGUUCAUCGUGGUGUGCUACCUGCUGCCUCUGAUCAUCGUCACAGUCACCAGCUGCCUCAUCAUCGCGGUGCUGCUGAGCCGGAGGAAGACGGUCACACCUGGGGCGAGCGAGACUGGGUCGAGUCAGUUCAGUACGAAGAACAAGGACCAGAAGCUCAAGCGGAGCACCAUAGCUGUGCUGGCAGCGAUGGGGUUGUUCCAGGUAGACUGGAGUCUCUACCUGAUCUUCCAGCUGACCGUCAGCCACUCUGACUAUGCGUUUUGGGCUGAGACUGAGUUUUUUCUCACAACUUCCUACACAUCUAUCAGUCCCUAUGUGUACGGGAUCGGGAAUAACCUGUUUUUAUGCAAGAACUUUAUGAAGAAGUAACUUGAAGAUUUUCUUCUGUAUUUAAGAUUGGGACACACAUCUUUUGACAUUUUUAGAAACCUCACCUUGCUCAGACCUUUUUCUGUAACUGUCAUUGGUAAACAGAUUAAAGCAUUGUGUUACAAUUAAAUAUAUUUGUUUAGAUCUUGACAUUUUUUAUUAGAUGUUAUGCAACUUAUCUUUUUGCAUUGUUUUGCUAUUAAAAGUCGUUUUCAGUCCCAACGUUUUAUAUUUAAAAAAAAAGAAAGGGUUUUAAUCAGCAAUACCUUUAAUUGUUGGCAAAAGCAUUAAAGGAUUGCCAUUUUCUAAGCUGAAAAAUAAAAUGUUUUUUGUUCCUAAAGAAGCUCUCUUUCUGCCUGCAGUUGGAGGAGGGCAAGCACAUCUUAUGUGAUGCAGUGUAACACAAAAUAAAUACUAAAGACAUUGCAAGUUCCUGUUUCGCUAUGA